AUGCCUCUGCGCAGCGUCCGACACACCGUUUACGAACCUCUCGGUAGCGAUGCUAUUCGACUUUUGUUUGUGAAACCUGGCUUCAAGGAUGAGCCCAUAGAAUGCGCGCUGAUCACUGUGGCCAACCUGGCUGAGUCGCCCCCAUAUCAUGCACUCUCGUAUGUCUGGGGUGAGUCCGGCGACGCAGCCUCUAUAAUUUGCAAUGGCGCGGAAAUGGUUAUCACCAAAAGAUUGGCCGAUACUCUCAUACAUCUGCGACGUACCCCAGGAUGGCGCUCUGUCGUACCCUGGUCUAAAGAUCACCCACUACAUUCUAGCAAGAACGCGUGGAAAGGUUUCGCACGAAGCCGACACGAGCGAUAUCAAGAAAGUGAAUGGGAGAAAGAGAGCCUGUUGUGGAUCGAUGCUCUCUGUAUAGAUCAGACCAAUCAUGAGGAGAGAGCAAGCCAGGUCAAGAUGAUGGGUAAAAUCUAUAGUUGUGCUGCGGCUGUCACCAUAUGGCUCGGAGCAGAAGACAAGCAGUUACCAGAUUCCAUCUCGAAAUUCGACGCCGAGUCUGGUGUUCACAUCAGCACGUAUGGACGAAUACCAGUCUUGCUCUCCUUCAUUGCGCAAGCGCUGCGGAACGUGAAAAGGCCACAGAACAGAUUGGCCUCCAUCACACCCGCUGAAAACUCACUCCAGCGCAACGGAGCGUACGGAUUUCCCAAGCCAAACGCGCCGGAUUGGGAAAUCGUACGUGACUUUUUCACGAACCCCUGGUUUGAAAGGGUGUGGGUGGUGCAGGAGGCAGUCCUCGCGAGCAGAGCAAUGGUGUUGAUAGGCGACUGGGAAGUCGAUUGGGCAGCCAUCGGAGAUGCGGCCUUAUGGUUCCAGACCAAGGGCUACGCCUUGCCUGCAGUAUUGAAAUACGAACUUCGAGAUCAACAAGACCUCUUGCCAGUUGCCAAGGCUGUCUCAGUGUGGAAGCAAUGUUCUUCGCCUGGCAGGCAGAUUGCGCUAUUAGAUUUGCUCCAGGCAUUUCGCAACAGACUGGCCACAGAUCCCAAAGACAAAGUGUAUGCGACGUUUGGCAUAGCAACGGAAUUAGCUGAUGUCGAAGUACAUGGGUUUCACCAGCUUCUCGAACCAGACUAUGAGAAGCCCGUCCUCGAUGUAUACCGUGAUGUUGCUAGGUUCUUGAUCAUUGAACACGGGAGUCUCGAUGUCCUUUCGGACGCGGGACUACCCUUGGAGCCAUCAUGGCCAUCAUGGGUCCCAGAUUGGCGUCAAAACAGAGCUUCGAACACCUUGACAAUUAUGCCAUCUGCCAAGAACUAUAAUGCGAGCGGAAAUGGGUCGCUCUCCAUGGGUUUCAGUGAUAGUUCUGCUAUACUUUCGCUCGAGGGUAUCGAUGUCGACCAUGUAGCGGCUUACGGUCACAAGCUUGCAAGCUACGGCUUUGGCUAUGUGACGUAUCAAGAAGAGGUCGACUUCGUAAACAUGGCAUGGGGACUUGUGGAGCCUUUUGAAACAGCAUCAGCUUCAAACGCGGACAAGGCCGUGAUUAGAACAUUCAUCCAAACACUGACGGCUGGCCAGGACAACGACCCGGGCUUCUUUGGCCACGCUAGACGUGGUCUACUCGUGCAUGGAGAUUAUCGUAGUUACUAUACAAGUAAACCACCGAUCCAGAGUACUUCCGAGGCUGUAAGGAGGAGCCUUGAGAACGCAACCGGGGACAUCUUGACUGGGAAUUAUACCGCAGUUUUUGUACCUCAAGAGAAGCGGCGCAUUGACAGAUCAGAAGGCAAUCGAGCUCCGAGCAGCUCAAAUCCCGAACGAUUAGGAAUUGAUAUAUUCACUGGUGGCGUAUCAUUGGAAGAACCACAUUGGAACCCUUCAUAUCUCGACACCAUGGAUGGCGGCAGUCGCAGAAAUCUUAUCCUUUGCUUCACUAUGUUCUUUCUUGGUACCCUUGCUAUUCCGCUGAAGAGAGUUCCUGAAGUCGCUCAGCACCUAAGGAACGAGCCUAGAAAAACGGACUUUGCUAUCUUCCGUCCAAGUGAGGAAUCGUCGAUCGCCUUCCUCUGGUCGUCCAUCGGUCUCGCGACGUUUACUGCGUUUCUCCAAGGCCUUGUCACUACUCUAGCAUCCAUGACAGAGUCAUCGAACUCAUGGACCUUCAGGUUUCGGCUAGCAAAACUAGAGCAUUGGUGGUGGACAGUGAUAUCAGUGUUUCUGUUCAUAUCGCUAGUUCUGAUCACACUGUCAUUCGCAUCUGGAAACAAUAAUGAAGCCAUCUCUAUCCUUGUCCUCUCAUCGACAACUUUGUUGGCAAUAGUCCGGUACACUGUGCCGUCAUGGCGCAGUCGUCACUACAUCAGGAACCGGUACUCAGCAUGGGCGGGGCCCAGCCGCACUGCUAUCAAAAGGGAUCAUAUCGCUUAUUGUGGGUCAAAGAAGGACUGGGCAAACCUCUCGAAGAAUGUCAGAGUAUCCGACAGAAAGAAGACUCCGUCCGAUGACUAUGGCUGGCAUAUCUGGAGAGUUGAAGGCAUUCGAGAAGACCCAACUGAUAUACUCAACAGUGUGCAUGCGGGAAAAGAGACCAUAUCACGUGAAGGGCGAAAUGAACAUAUCUUCCAAGAUGGGUACCAGAACUCAGCCACGGUAUCUCUGUUUUGGGGGGAACAACUUGGCUUUGUUCCCAGAGUAUCGCGCGCUAUAUCCUCGGUGCCCGCCAAUCUCCUGAAGUCGCAGCCGAUCACUGUUGACGGCUUUGCGGGUGAAGGUCUCUGCUUAGGCAUGGGUAUUCUAGGCAGGAACAAAGGUCUCAACCCUAAAGGUCUAGUUUUCAAGAUGAACGAGCCAAUCUGGAGAAGCCUCGAGAACAAUUCUGCCUUUGCCCCAAGACCUUCAAAAACACUAAGGAGUUACUAUGCCAAGCAACUUAAAAGGGUCUAUGGAGGAAUCUCUGACCAGUUCGUCUUAGCGGCCGUAGAGCUUUCUUUAAUCCUCAUGGACGCGGAUAGUCACGCCAUCGCGACUUGGCUCGAAGGCUAUUGCGAGCACCAGUACCUUUACGUCAACCAAAGGCUUCAGCAGCUCGACGCUACUCCAGAAGAGCUCAAAGCUCAUUACGAGUCCAGCUACGUCUCGAUGGUUAUUUCUCUGAACAACAUGCGGACUCGGAAUCUAGGCAGACCAGGCCGUGGAAUCGACAGCAAAGAGAAGCCCUGUCGGCCUGAUAUCAUCUGCCUUGGCCUCCUUCUUAAGGCCAGAGAGCAACCAGAGCCGAAUUGGUGGAGGCAUGAGGACAUCCAGGCUAUUCGGGAAAGCGAAAGGACUCUGCUUAAUGACGAGGUUGAUUACUAUCAAGGCUGGAUACGAGAUUUGUUUCCAGACCUGAUCAAGAUCAUCGCGCUGACCACAACCUGUCCGUCCGCCAUGUUCUAUCUGAGCGUUACCUUGUUCUUUGCGGCCCUACUCAACGUAACGUGCGCUCGAAGUGUUAACGGAAGCGCGCCCACGGUCCAAUGGCUCUCCCCCGGCUACUGUUGCACGGCUCUGACUUCAAGUCCUGUAGCUAAGCGCGUAACCUACCCGGGUCAGAACUCAUACAAUGCUAGUCUUAAUUCUUAUUUCGAUGGAAAGAGCAAAUUAACGCCCGACUGCAUUGUGCAACCCACAACUGCCGAGGAGGUCUCCACGAUCGUGAAGGUUCUUGUGGCUGCUGAUCUACAGAAGACUUGCCAGUUCGCCGUGCGAUCCGGUGGCCACACUCCGAUCCCUGGGGCCAAUAACAUCGAAGAUGGAGUCACGAUUGAUAUGCUGAAUAUGAAUGGAACCACCUAUGAUGUUACGUCCAUGACAGCAAGCAUUUUACCGGCUGCGAGAUGGGGCUCCGUUUACGCAACUCUGGAGCCAUUAGGACGUAUGGUAGCUGGAGGCCGCGGAAGUACUGUCGGGGUCGGUGGCUUCUUGCUUGGUGGUGGAAUAUCACACUACGCGCCUCGCGUUGGACUAUCUUGCGAUAACGUGAUCAACUUCCAAGUCGUCCUGGCUGAUGGCCGUAUCGUGAAUGCCAACAAGCGGACCAAUGCAGACCUGUUUACCGCUCUCAAAGGCGGCAACAGCAACUUUGGCAUUGUUACACGAUACGACAUGGACACUUUCGAGAACGAGAACCUUUGGGGAGGUAUUGUUUCCUGGCCUGCAUCCACUGUGAAUCAACACUUCAAGUCGCUUGUCAACUUUGGUCUCGACCCAAACAGAGACCCAAAUGCUGCUUUGAUACUUUUUCAAGGAUACUCAACAGCCAGUCCUGUGGACGUCGUAAGAGCCGCCUUCGAUUACACCAAGCCUGUGGUUCGCCCAGCUGCAUACAACGAGUUCUUUGCAGUCAAUAACACUCUCACCGAUUCGACCAAGAUUCAGCCAAUGAGUGCAAUUGCUGCAGAAUUUGGUAGUGACACAACUAAACGGGUUCAAUUUCGCACUAUUUCGUUCAAGAUUGAUCUUGAGACUCUCCAGGAGACAGCGCGUCUAUACAACAUUGUCAUUACGAAGCUUCAAGCCGAGGCUUCUGGCCAAUGGCGCGUCUCGUGCUUACAUCAGGUUUUUGCCACAAGCUACACCGCGAACAGUACAGCCAGAGGCGGCAACGUGCUGGGCAUGGAGCGCUACAGCGAGAACUUUAUCAUGUACCAGUCUUACCUGCUUUGGUCUGAGGCUAAGGAUGACGAGCUGUUCAUUAGCCUGGGUAAAAUGUUGACCGAUGGCAUCCAGAAGUUUGCCUCAGAAAAGGGAACGGGAGUAGAAUACAUUUACCUUAACUAUGCCGACAAGGACCAAGAUCCACUUUCAGCUUACGGUGCUGACAAGGUGUUGUUCAUGAAGAAGGUCGCAAAGAAGUACGAUCCCUUCGGUGUCUACCAGAGACUACUGCCUGGAGGAUUCAAGAUCUCCCAGGUAUGA
Molecule: messenger RNA, 4959 nt
Organism: Alternaria burnsii
Lineage: Eukaryota; Fungi; Ascomycota; Dothideomycetes; Pleosporales; Pleosporaceae
Exons: 8
Coding region: 1-4959 (1652 amino acids)
Molecular function (GO): FAD binding
Source: RefSeq, a predicted model, not a curated record